AUGAAGACGUUGGUCAGCCCUGGCAAUGCAGCUUGCUGCAGCAUCCUUUCAAUUUGCGGCAUUGUCUUUCUUACAUUGUUAGGCAUGGCGUUCGAUGCUCGAGUAGAAGUCUUGACAGAAUUCGUGUCGGAUCCAGAUGACCCACACGCUACUGCAUCAGCUUGUUUCACUGCCGCUAUUGUGUAUGCCUGUUUCUUGGCUUUCUGUGGUUGCCAGUCUCUCGUGCACAAGUACAACUCACGAAACCAGAUCCAACUCUAA
Messenger RNA from Zychaea mexicana, 261 nucleotides. RefSeq lists its product as uncharacterized. Gene Ontology annotation, molecular function: RNA endonuclease activity. NCBI's taxonomy places the organism in Eukaryota, Fungi, Mucoromycota, Mucoromycetes, Mucorales, Lichtheimiaceae. The transcript is spliced from 3 exons. The coding region runs from base 1 to 261 and encodes 86 amino acids. The record is from RefSeq and is a predicted model, not a curated record.